Molecule: messenger RNA, 1002 nt
Organism: Neoarthrinium moseri
Lineage: Eukaryota; Fungi; Ascomycota; Sordariomycetes; Amphisphaeriales; Apiosporaceae
Exons: 2
Coding region: 1-1002 (333 amino acids)
Source: RefSeq, a predicted model, not a curated record
AUGGCCCAACCAACGUCAGCCCAGAAAAUCGUCUUCGGCUCGAUGACGCUUGGCAAGGAGGGCGCCGACCAAGCACGCGUCCAUAGCCUUGAAGAGUCGGGUGCGAUAUUGGAUGUUUUCCAGAAGUUCGGGCAUAUUGAAGUUGACAGCGCCCGUAGCUAUGCCGGGGGCAGCACCGAGGAAUAUCUGGGGGCUCUGAAAUGGCAAGAGCGCGGUCUGGUUCUCGAUACCAAGCUCUCACCACUCGGCAGACUGGGCGCAACCAAGUAUACUCAUUCUCCAGCUGACCUGCGCCGGGGCCUGCGGGAUUCAUUGACGGCUUUGAGAACAGACAAGGUGGACUUGUGGUAUCUCCAUGCACCGGACCACAACGUCCCCUACGAAGAGACACUUCGCGAGGUCAAUGAGCUACAUAAACAAGGGUACUUCAAGCGCUUCGGGCUCAGCAACUAUGCCGCGUGGGAGGUUGCUCAGAUCUCCGAGAUCUGCAUCAGAAACGGAUGGAAGCGGCCCGACGUCUAUCAGGGCGUCUACAAUGGUCUUCAUCGCUCCGUGGAAGCAGAACUCUUCCCCGCGCUUCGACACUACGGCAUCGCAUUCUACGCGUAUAACCCGCUUGCUGGCGGAUUUCUGACAGACCGAUAUGAGCGGUCCACCCAAGAUCAUGAAGAAGGUAGUAGAUUUGACCCCAACAGGAGCCAGGGAAAGAGUUACCGCGGCCGUUACUGGAAUGAGACGUACUUUGAUGCCUUGGACAAAGUGAGACCGGUAGCGAAGGACCUGGGCAUCAACACGGCGGAGGCUGCGCUACGGUGGAUAAGUCAUCAUGGAGUCUUGAACAAGGAAAAGGGGGAUGCCAUCAUCAUCGGAGCUAGCAGUGCGAAGCAAUUGGACGAAAACCUGCAGAACCUAGGAAAGGGGCCUCUACCAGAGGAGUUGGUAAAAGCUUUCGACGAAGCUUGGAGAGUUGCCAAAGGUAGGGUUGAGAACUACUUUCGAUAA